AUGCCUCGUGUUGCUCAAGUUCCUCGAGCAGGGAGUGUUCGAACAAGCUCAGCCUCCGGAACAGCUACGCCAUACAAAAAUCCAUCACCAGUCAAAAUCCCGCUCAACGACGAUGUGUCAGAAAAAGGGAAGCGCAUGAACUCUAGGAGGGCUCUGCACGAACGACAAUUUAACGAGAUCAAAAAGGCGGCAACCCCUCGUAAGGCUGGCCUCCGCCUCGACGACAUGGAAAAUGGUGAUCCCCAAACGCCCCGCGCCGGCCGCGCCAACUAUAUCGAAGACGAUGAGGGGUUUGUGGUCGGAGGCUCUGCAGUUACGCCUAUGAAGCGUGUACCCCUCCUGGCAAACUUCGAGGAAUGGAUGAAGAUGGCAACCGACAACAAGAUCAAUGCCACGAAUUCAUGGAAUUUCGCCCUUAUCGACUAUUUUCACGACAUGUCGCUCCUCAAGGAAGGUGAUGGAGUCAACUUUCAGAAGGCCAGUUGCACAUUAGACGGGUGUGUCAAGAUUUAUACAAACCGAGUCGAUAGUGUCGCAACCGAGACAGGCAAGCUAUUGAGUGGUCUUGCCGACAGCAACAGCACCAAGAAGAAAGACAAGGAUGGCGAAGACGUUGAUGAAAGCGACGAUGAAGAAUUGGAUGAGAACGGCAAUGUCAAGAAGAAGCCUAAGAAGAAGACGCAACGAUCAUCCGAGGCGACGCUCGCUCCCUCCUUCAACUCACUGCAGCUCAAGAAGUUUGAAUUAGAAUUCGCAGUGGACCCCCUAUUCAAAAAAGCAUCUGCAGAUUUCGACGAGGGAGGCGCAAAGGGACUGCUUCUGAACCAUCUUAUGAUCGACUCUCAAGGACGCAUUGUCUUCGACAGCAGCGACGACACGGGUGAUGCAGCCACUCUCGGGAAAAAGAACUUUGACGAAGAGGGCGAGGAUGAGGAAGAGAAUGAGCGUGCGGAAGACCCGGAGGAAGAGCAGUUGGACGACGAAGAGGAAGCUGAUGAUGUCGAGAUUGACGUUGGAGCUCUCGGUGCUAAGUUCAUUCCCGACUUGUACAGACUCGAUGAGCUCGAUGUCUGUCCUUCUCUCAAGACAUUUGACCUCGGUGAUCCUUCCGGGUCAAUGGAUAUCCCUUUCUUGAAGGCACCUGAAGACUGGAGACAAGAUCAAGAUAAGGAAAAGACACCAGGGGCUCUAGGCGAUAUCUCUGGUCUCGUCAUCGAUGGUGAUUCGCCAGCAGGAUUCGACGAUGACGACCUCGGCCUGGGAACUUUCGAUGUGGUUGAUGAUGUCGCUUUUGGUGAGGGUGGUGAGGCCUGGGCUCGAGAAGCCGCCCUGGAACCACAGAUGCGAGUGUACGACGCUGGUCUUGGCGAGGAGGGUGGUGACGGAGAUGAGAUUGAUGGAAACGGCGAGUACGUCGUUUCCAUGACAAGUGCACAGAAGUCAGACAAGAUGCACGAGGAUAUUCUCGGGUUUUUCGACCACGCCCUACAGAAGAAUUGGGCAAGUGCUGAGCACUGGAGAAUCAGGAAGAUCAAGGACGUCAACAAGCCGGCAACGGAAACGAAGAAGCGCAAGGAAAAGGAACCGUUCGAAAUUGACUUUGCAGCACCUCUUGAUUCCCAUGCUUCGGAUGUUAUCUACACACAAGCUACGAACAAUACUGCUAUAUGCAUGCCCAAGAAGGACUGGAAGUCUAAGUCACGCAACCUCCUCCCCGACGACAAGCACUUUAACUCCAAGUCUUUGUUGAGUCUUUUCCUUAAGCCAAAGGCACGGAUGGGCAAGCGCCGCACAGGGUUCAGCUCACGUGGCGGCGUCGGUUUUGGCAACAAUGGUGCAGACAAUCAGCCCGAGGGAGAAAUGGACGAAGCAUUCUGGGCCAAGCAAAAGGCACCACAGAACACCGACGAAACAGCAUUGCCGGAGGGUGAUUAUGAUGCAAACUUCUUUCAAGACGAUGGCAUGCCAUUCCCUGGUGGCGGCGAUUUAGACGAGGAUGAUGAUCUCGAGUUUGCGGACGCAAGAGAACAUUUCUCGCCAGGAGUCGACGGCCAAGCUGGAUUGACCGAGGGUGGUGGUCUUACAGCCUUGCUCAAUGGUGAAACAGUGACUAACACUGGAGCUUUCGGAACGACAUUGGUAACUCAGACAAGACGAGUGCGACCAGAAUAUGUUCAAUACGCAAGAGUAGCCAAAAAGGUGGAUGUUCGAAGGCUCAAGGAAGAGCUGUGGAAGGGCAUGGAUAUUGACAUUCUUGAGAAACAACCUGAACCUGCACCAGACGGCGACAAGCCUAAGCAGGAGGAAGUGCUCAAGUUUACAGAAGUCAUGAACAACUUGCAAACAGUAUAUCCCAAGCCGGUUAUGGAUGAUAUUUCAACAUCAUACUGCUUCAUCUGCCUUUUACAUUUGGCCAACGAGAAGGGCUUGGUGAUUGACAAUACGCCCGGUUUGUCGGAGCUGGAGAUCCGCAGGGACUGGACGGCGGAGAUUGUUGAGGGUGAAUAA
Fusarium sp. VM40 is the source of this 2508-nucleotide messenger RNA. Lineage: Eukaryota; Fungi; Ascomycota; Sordariomycetes; Hypocreales; Nectriaceae. The record is from the annotation of a GenBank genome assembly.